AUGUCCCAACCUCAAUACAUGACCACUUACUGCAACAAGUUAUCUGAAAAUUUCACACAAAACAGCUCAUACAAAUCAAACCUUGAAACCCUACUUUCUUCUCUCCGUGACCGUUCCUCCCUCGGCACCUACUCCAACGCCACGUCCGGAGUCAGCCCCGACACAGUGCAUGGCAUGUUCCUCUGUAGAGGAGACAUCACCAAAACAUCUUGCUCAGACUGUGUCAAAACCGCAACCCUAGAAAUCGCUAAAAACUGCACUUAUCAAAAAGAAGCUAUAGUAUACUAUGAAGAAUGCAUGGUUCGAUACUCGGAUGUUUCCUUCUUAACCUUCGUCAACUCUGGGCCUUCCGUCGCUGUACACUCUACCGUAACUUUCACGUCACUUUUGUUUGCGUUCCGAGUUGUACUCUCCGAUAAGGUAGAAGAGCUAAUUGUCCUCACAACAAGAUCAAAGUCUUCUUUGUCUUCUCCGACGCCGUAUUACGUGAAGAAUAGAAAUCAAGUGAAUCAACUGGAGUCGUAUCCGUUAGACGUAAUUGUUCAGUGUAGUCCUGAUCUUGAUCCAGUAAACUGCGGCGUCUGCUUGAGACUUGCGGUCCAACAAAUGACAGUGUGUUGCAACAACGCUCGUUGGGCUCAAAUCUUUCUUCCUAAAUGUCUUUUGAAAUAUGACACAACCGGUUCACAGAUUGGCUCAUCUUCAAUGAACGUUAUCAAAGGUGAGCAUAACACUAAUGGCCUCGAUGGCUUUAACUUUUAA
Molecule: messenger RNA, 762 nt
Organism: Microthlaspi erraticum
Lineage: Eukaryota; Viridiplantae; Streptophyta; Magnoliopsida; Brassicales; Brassicaceae
Source: the annotation of a GenBank genome assembly